This is a messenger RNA of Neltuma alba, 1131 nucleotides long. RefSeq names its product WAT1-related protein At1g43650-like. Bases 1 to 1131 code for a protein of 376 amino acids. Gene Ontology annotation, cellular component: membrane. NCBI's taxonomy places the organism in Eukaryota, Viridiplantae, Streptophyta, Magnoliopsida, Fabales, Fabaceae. Gene Ontology annotation, molecular function: transmembrane transporter activity. The transcript has 7 exons. The record is from RefSeq and is a predicted model, not a curated record.
AUGAGGAGUUUACUCAGGUUGGUGGGCAGAUAUAAGGCUUAUGCUGCGAUGAUCAUCAUUCAGAUUAUUGGCGCAGGCUUGGCUUUGUUAUCAAAAGCUGCAAUUGCUAAGGGAAUGAACCUUUUUGUGUUUGUUGUUUACCGGCAGGCUUUUGCCUUCGUUUCCUUGAGUCCCUUCGCAUUUUUUGACCGUAAACAGGAUACUUCCUUGACAUUCACCGUACUCAGCAAAAUCUUUCUCGUUACCUUGGUUGGGUUAACUUUAGCUACAAACUUUUACUGUGCUUCACUGAACUAUGUCUCUGCAACAUUGGCUUCAGCCUUCGCAAACAUUAUCCCGGCCGUCACUUUCAUCAUGGCUGUUAUAUUCAGGGUGGAAAGCGUUUCCAUGAAGCAAAUGGAUGGGAAAGCCAAGAUUGUGGGUUCUAUUUUGAGCCUUGGUGGGGCAAUAAUAUUUGCUUUGGUCAAAGGGCCUCCAGUAAUGGGUUCCGCAAAGGGGCACGCAUCAAAUGAGCAGCAUAAUUCUCAUUCACUUGUAGGAUCUCACUCUAAAGGAGAUCAAAUCAAAGGAGUUAUUAUGAUGCUCUCAUCAAACGUCACUAUGGCUUUGUGGCUUAUUUUGCAGGGAUUUGUUGUGAAGAAAUACCCAGCAAAACUUCGCUUCACAGCUCUACAGUGCUUCUUCUGCUGUACACAAACAGCUGUUUUGGCUGUAAUAUUGGAGAGGGAUCCUUCAGCAUGGAAGCUUGGAUGGGAUCUUAACCUUCUUGCUGUGGCUUACUGUGGGUUGGUUGUAACGGGGGUUUCCUAUUGGCUCCAACUGUGCGUUAUCGAGGAGAAAGGUGCAGUAUUCCCAGCAUUGUUCACUCCUCUUGCUUUUAUAAUCACUGCCAUUUUCUCCGCAUUUGCCUGGCGGGAGACACUUCACUGGGGAAGUGUUGGUGGGAUGAUUUUGGUGGUGGUUGGACUUUACAGCGUGCUGUGGGGGAAGAACAGAGAAAGUAAAAGGGAACGAAGCCAUGAAAUUGAAAGCACACGACAGUUAAGAGACGACAAUCACACGUCUACAUUGGACAUUCCCACAACACACAACGCCCCAGUGUCUAGAAGUAUAGCACCCUCAACAAAGUAG